Molecule: messenger RNA, 1590 nt
Organism: Aspergillus luchuensis
Lineage: Eukaryota; Fungi; Ascomycota; Eurotiomycetes; Eurotiales; Aspergillaceae
Exons: 4
Coding region: 1-1590 (529 amino acids)
Molecular function (GO): FAD binding; oxidoreductase activity
Source: RefSeq, a predicted model, not a curated record
AUGCGGCCCGGCGCGCUGUUUAUCGCUACGCUUCUGGCGAGAGUGACAGCGCUGGACAACACUACCAGUCGCAUUGUCGCUAAAUUGGCAUCCUACGGAGUUGAUGCCUACGAGUAUUUCAACUCCAGCGUGCUGCUGGACUCGUCAUUGAGCACGCGGUCGUUGGGAUUUUGCUCCGAGCUGUGUUCCGCGCUUCCCCGGCUCUAUCCUGGCCACGUGUUGCAACGCUCGACUACGGCUUACUCGACUUGGGAUGCCAGCUUCUGGUCGCAGCAACAGGAGGAUGUCGAUCCAGCCUGCGUUUUCCAGCCAGCCAGUGCAGUGGAAGUCGCUGUCAGCCUGCUGCUGUCAGAGCUGACGCUGUGUCCGUUUGCUGUUAAGAGUGGCGGCCAUGCCGCUUUUGCAGGCGCCUCCAACAUCCAGGAUGGCUUGACGAUAGAUCUGGUCGGGCUGAACUCUACGGCUUUGUCCAGAAAUUCCACUAUUGCGUCUGUCGGUGCGGGUAACCGCUGGUUGGAUGUCUAUGAUUGGCUAGAUCCCAUGGGCUUAUCGGUCAUUGGUGGUCGUGUGUCCGACAUUGGCGUGGGCGGCCUGACGCUGGGAGGAGGUAUCUCCUUCUUCUCCGGUUUUCACGGCUGGGCCUGUGACAAUGUUGCCAAUUACGAGGUUGUUCUGGCCGACGGUAGCAUCGUUGAUGUUAACCCAGACACUUACCCUGACCUUUACUGGGCCCUGCGUGGUGGUGGCAAUAACUUCGGCAUCGUUACCCGCUUCGACCUGACAACGCACACUCAGGGCCUCAUGUGGGGAGGCUCACGCGUUUGGCUGGAAGAGUAUCAAUCCGACAUCCUACAUGCGCUGGUUGACUUUGGAUUCAAUUCGCCGUCGGACCCCAACGGGGCACUGAUUGUGUCAGUGGCUUACGCUGAGGGUCUCUACCUGCUGGUCGCAGACUUGGAGUACGCACAGCCGGUGACCAAUCCCCCUAUCUUCGAGAACUUCAGCAGCUCGGGAGUUCUCGAGGACACCAUGGCCAUCCGUAGUCUGUCCAACAUUACCCUUCUGUUCAAGGAAUCCAAUCCCAACGGACUGCGCGAGAGCUAUUGGACAGGCACCGUCCAGCUUGACUAUGAGCUGGCGACCAACAUCACCAACAUGUUCAAGCAGGAACUUGUUCCUAUUCAGAACGUGACCGGCCUUGUCCCCGCUCUCGUUUGGCAAGUGAUCAGCACUAACACCAUGGAGCACAUGGCCAAGAAUGGGGGUAACGCGCUAGGACUCGAUCCGGAAGACGGGCCCUUGCUGCUGAUCAACCUUGCUUUCAUGUGGGACAAUGAGGCUGAUGACGCUGCAGUCAUGGCUGUCCUGGGCAGAGUUACCCAAAAGGCGCUCUCAGCAGCACAGGCUCGUGGUCUGGGUAGUCGCUAUCUGUACAUGAACUACGCGAGUCAGUACCAGUCUGUUGUGCCCUCUUACGGCACGGCAAACCAGGCUCGCUUGCAGGCGAUCUCGAAGAAGUACGAUCCUUUGCAGGUGUUCCAGAAUCUGCAACCGGGUUAUUUCAAGCUUGAUGGGGCACCAGCUUUGUAG